UUCGUGUAUCAAGUAUCGAGGAAACGCCAAACACAGGAGAUACUUGGUGUGGACAGCAGUGAUACAGAGAAGCACAAAAACGACUGGACUCAGAUAGUCGGAUCCAGCAUGUGUACCAGAUGGUGGCAGUAAUGGUGCUGUAAGGUGUUUCACAACCACUGAAAAAAAACAUCAAGAAGAAAUAAGAAGAGGAAGAGGAAGAAGAAGAGAGAUGUCGGAGAAAAACAGAAGGAUCCGUCAGACUGCAGCAGCUCCACCAGAUGGGAAAGUUAAUGGUGGAGCACCUCCGAACAAAGUCUACAGUGUGGAGCUGUGCGUCCAUGGACGGUCUGAAACCCCCAUCGGUCAAGAUGACCCCAUUAAUACCAUCAACACCACCAGUGAUUAUUAUGCACCGAGACGCUCCAACGCUAAAGGGAGGAAGAGGAGGAGGAUUCCUGUUGCUGUGGAAACGCAGCUGUCCUGGUGUUUCCUCUGUGACGACGUCGUGGUGGAUCCAGUCUCGACUGAGUGUGGCCACCGGUUCUGCAGAAAGUGCAUCACCUCACACUGGGAAAAGAACGUUUCAUCACAAGAGAGCCCCUGUCCCGAGUGUGAAGCAGCAAAAGCCGUGACCAAACCUGCACCGCAGCAAGACAGCACCGCCAGCGUUGUACACUUGAAAGUUGGUUUCCGGGAGCCGAGGAAGGAACCGAAGGAGCCAAAGAUUGGUAUGAGAUGGAGUUGCUCAAACGUCACAGAAGGAGCCGAGGAAGGAGGAGGAAAUAAAACCCUCCUCAACAACAUCUUCACUGAGCUCUACAUCACAGAGGGACGCAGUGACGAGAUCGAAACCCAACCUGAGGAGAACCAGACUGAGACACCUUUCAAGAAACCGAGCCUUAAUGAUAAACCAAUUCGGUGCCAUGAUAUCUUUAAAGCUCUUCCCGAUCGACCGAGGAAAUACCGAGUGGUUGUGACGAAAGGCCUCGCUGGCGGUGGGAAAUCCUUCUUAUUGCAGAAGUUCACUCUGGACUGGGCCGAAGGUUUGGAAAACCAAGAGCUCACUCUGGUGAUUCUGUUUGCGGUGAGGGAGCUGAACAUAGUCAAAGAUAAGGAGUACUGUUUUCUGACGCUGAUCCAUGACUUCCAUCCGUUAUUAAACAAAGUCACACCACAGAAGCUUGCAGAAUGCAGGGUUUUGUUCGUCUUUGAUGGCCUAGAGGAAAACAAACUUUCAAUGGAUUUCGAGAACGCGGAGGAUGUGUUUGAUGUCACGGAGACAACGUCAGUCAGUGGGCUGAUGGUGAACCUCAUCAAGGGGAAUUUGCUUCCCUCGGCUCUCAUCUGGAUAACUUCCCGACCCUCCGCAGUCAGUCAGAUCCCUCUUAAAUACAUUGACAGACUGCUGGAAAUACAAGGAUUCACUGAUGGCAAGAAGGAAGAGUACUUCAAGAGGAAAUUCCCCGAUGAAGACAUGUACAGCAGAGUCAUGACAUACAUCAAGUCAUCCAGGAGCCUUCACCUCAUGUGUCACAUCCCAGUCUUCUGCUGGAUCACGUCUACGGUUCUGAAGGACAUAUUCGGUCCGAACGAGAAAGGAGAGCCGCCCAGGACCAUCACUGACAUGUACUCGCGCUUCCUGCUGAUUCAGACCAGGAGGAAUAAGGACAGGCCUCCGAACGCAAGGGAGACGAAUCCACAGGAGCUGAUGGAGGCCGACAAGGAAGUUCUUCUGAAGCUGGCGAGGGUGGCGUUUGAUCAGCUGGACAAACCAACCAUCGCGGAAGAAUAAGAAAACCCGAAGCUGGUCUUGAUGUCACAGAACCAGUCAGUGUCUUCAGGAGUUUUGUACAUAGAUCUUCACUUUCUUCAGCUUUGCUCAUCUGCACAAUCAAGAGUUUCUGGCUGCAGUUUGCAUGUAUCACUGUGACACCAACUACAAUCGCUCAUCCCUGAGAGACUUGGGAAAAAUCUCACAAAAGUGUAAAUGCUCGCUUCCUUCAUGAACUCUCUCUGGAGUCCAAUUAGAGAGUCUUAGGAGGCCUGCUUGGUCAGACGGAGAACAGUCCACAAAUCAUCCAGAGAGUCUUCAACAAGCUGAAGGAGAAGAUGACCUAUAGCCUCGUUUCCACUAAUGAAGUUGCCUUUUAUAGGAAGGUCCUCUCACUCAAACCUCCAGGCUGUUGUGUUUCCAUAGCAGAGUAGGACCUCGAUAGGACCCACCGGACUCUGACAGUGCCGUCACUGAGGAGACGCACCGAAAGCAUAACAAAGAAAACGAUAACAAUAUCUGGUUUGAGUGUUCGUGUACAUGGAGGUGGACGCUUUCUACUACUGUUCUUCUUCUGCUGGGUUUUUAAAAAUGCAGCUUAUUUUGUGAGUUGAGUUUUCUGUUGAUGCCACAUCCCGCUUUGAGUCUACCCAAUCAGCACCAAGUCAACCUUAAGCCCCACCCAGGAAUGUUUCAGGGCUGAACGUCAUUCGGGGAUGUAUCCUGCUAUGGAGACACAUACCAACGGCCUCGGUCCUGUAAAAUUAGCCUGAAGUUCCUGCAGUGGAAACAGGGCUGAUGUAACAAGAACUUUAAGAGCAAGAAAAAUGUUGUAGUUGGUGUGCUGUAACUUAUGAACAUUUUGUUAAUUGUAAAUGUUAAAUUUUAGUUUAUCCUUCAGCUUCUUAGUUUUAAUAUAAAUCCAGCAAAAGAACUUGGACUUCAGGAUUUGUGUUGAAAACGCUUUAACAGUGCCUGCUGCUACUAACCACACUCAAAUACAAUGUAUGUGAGUGAAGGUGUAAAAGUAAAUAAUUUGUAAUAACAGGCUUAUUAUCACUGUCUGUGGCCUCUGAAGUCCAAUCCUGCCUGUUUUAGAGAGCUGGACCUGAGUAAAAAUUACGUGAAUGGAGACUGAGGUUUUCCACUUUUAUAUCUUUAUGUACUCACUUAUUCAAAUUAAGAAUGAUUGAUUCAUUUGUUUUCCACAAAUAAAAUUGCUUUUA
Messenger RNA from Scomber scombrus (Atlantic mackerel), 2979 nucleotides. RefSeq names its product NLR family CARD domain-containing protein 3-like. Lineage: Eukaryota; Metazoa; Chordata; Actinopteri; Scombriformes; Scombridae. Gene Ontology annotation, molecular function: metal ion binding. The transcript is spliced from 5 exons. The coding region runs from base 212 to 1774 and encodes 520 amino acids. The record is from RefSeq and is a predicted model, not a curated record.